This is a messenger RNA of Patiria miniata (bat star), 4678 nucleotides long. RefSeq names its product tetraspanin-9-like. The record is from RefSeq and is a predicted model, not a curated record. Lineage: Eukaryota; Metazoa; Echinodermata; Asteroidea; Valvatida; Asterinidae. Gene Ontology annotation, cellular component: membrane. The transcript is spliced from 7 exons. Bases 150 to 881 code for a protein of 243 amino acids.
GGUCGAGCCGAUGCAUCAAAAAUUAGGGCUAGCGCGCAUAUUGUCGCAUACGAUGAGUGCAGCUAGCAGCGUUUGGAGGUCUAAUCGGAAAACUGCGGGUGGAUUUGAUCUUUUGUUGACGAAGCUGUGAAGAAAUAAGAAACUUCAAGAUGGUGGAAGGGUGUGCCAAGUGCAUCAAGUAUCUGGUGUUCAUCUUCAACCUCCUGUUCUUUAUCUCGGGCUGUGCCAUUCUGGCCCUGGGUAUCGUCCUUCAUGUCAAGGAAGGCGGUUUUGCCACGCUGAUUCCAGACCUGCCGUUCCUGAACGCCGCCAAUGUUUGCAUCGCAGCCGGUAUCAUCGUCAUGUUUGUGGCCUUCUUGGGAUGCUGCGGUGCCAUCAAGGAGAGUGCUUGCCUGCUCCUGCUGUUCUUCAUCUUCCUGCUGCUGAUCUUCCUUCUGGAGGUUGUGGCCGGCAUCGUUGGUUUCAUCUACAAGGGACAGGUGGAGACUGUAGUGACUGAUGACCUGGCCAAUGGAAUGAAGAAUUAUGGCAAGGAUGGCCAGGCGGGGCUUACAUCUGGCUGGGAUAGGCUGCAGACGGAGUUCGAGUGUUGUGGCGUGAAUGGCAUCAGCGACUGGUCAACCAACCAUGAUAGCUACAUACUUAACUCAACCCCAGAUUCUUGCUGCGUAGAGGCUCUGCGCACGGAUAGAUGUGGGAUAAAUCCUACAUUUAUUGGAAAAUACUCUAAGGGUUGCAAAGAAGCGCUGAUCAAGAAACUGGAAGAUUCCAUCUACUACAUCGCUGCUGGGGGAAUUGCUAUCGGUUUAUUCCAGAUCCUGGGCAUGGUGUUUGCUAUGGUGCUGUACUGCAACAUCAAGCGUGAAAACGCCAAGGCUUAAACAACGCGUGGGUAGUUAUGAUGGGUCUGAAACCAGACAUGCCUAUCCCUGGUACCCGGCCGUGCUGGCGGUAGCCAGUCUAAGCAACAAAACAAAAAUUAUGUCAAAGGGAUUUUCAAAUUUUAAAAAAUGGACGUGAUGAGCUAUAACUUUCUUUUUGUUACGGGUUAAAAUUUUUAUGAAAUUGACGUGGCUUUCAACUUGGCUACUCCGCUCUUGAGUAAAAGGAUUGGUUAACGUCGGCUAUAGGGUGCCCUCUAUCUGUAUCGUGGUACCAGGGAUGCGAUUGGUUGAUGAUAUUGUCAGAUUUUACCUGUUCAUAAUAAUGUGUAUGCGCUGAAGAUAAAAUAUUACACGUCUUGUAUACCAUCCCUGAUCCAACUAUUUCACUUCUUUGGGGUAUUAAAUCAGUGGCAGGGAAAUAUACCCACCAUUCAAUAUAUCUAUUUAUUCUAUUCACAAGAUGGAUUUGUGUCGACGUGGUGUAAUCCAUAUUAAGUUUUGCCCUUCACCGAUGUUUAAACACUGUAUACUCAGUGUGUUACCUUCCGAGCGAAAGUUGGAAAAAUAACUCGGGUGGGACUCGAACCCACGACCUCCUGCCUUCUAGUGCAGAUGUCUUACCACUCGACCACCAAGCUCGCCAGAAUGGAUUAGCUGAUACAAAUCUGAUGUAGCAGCGGGUACCGCAAUUAAACUUUUCAUAAGAUGGAAUUUGUAUUGGGGUGAUGUAAAUCAAUAUUAGGUUUUGCCUUUCACCGACGUAUAAACACUGUGAACUCGGUGUGUCAUUUAGUAUUCGUAAGUGGAAACUGAUGUCUGCUUAGUUAUAAACCCCGAUGAUGAUAUUUUUCGGUAAAGGUCUAAACAGUACUACAAAGAAAGAAUAUUUCAACUGAACUUUUUUUGAAAAUUAUUAAUGGAUUUCAAAUUGUUGGAUCAUGGAUGCCGUGUGUAAAUUGUGUUGGUUUUGUAACCACUGGAUUGUUUAGCAUAAAAUAGAAAGUACUACUCUGCAGUUUGUCUCGGAGUCUGUGGUUCCAGGUUUGCCAAAAGUGUUGGGAAAAAAUGUUAAUCACUGGCAAAUAUGGUGUUGAUUCAUUUGUAAAAGUUGCUGGAAUGUCUCUGAAGAAAUUUGAUUGGCUGAGUGAAUUACUGGUGCCCUGCAUUUGUGUUUAAAACUCUUAGAAUAAUGAUUGGGUUACCAGCCAGUUGACCUCAGGUCAGCAUUACUUAAUGAUUCAGGAUUGGCUAAAAGUCACAUUUUGAAUGUGGCUGGAACCAUAGACUCGAAACAAAAGUUACUUUAUAGCUAGCGACAAGACCUAGUCCGUGUAGUUUUAGGCAAAUAUCGCACGUGUAGCUCUGCUUGUAUAUUUAUUAAAGGUUUUUGUAAUUUACAGCAAGAUGUUUUUGCACCCUUAUGAUGUGGUAAUAAAUAUUUUGAGAGCUGUCGUAAUACUGUUAUUUCAUUGAAAUUAAAAAUUGACAUGGGCAUAGGAUAACAAGGUAAAAAUCAGGCAAGAAUUUGAAUAUUAAAUUAGCUCAUUAGCAUAUUGUAUGAGUUUGAUCAGUCACAAUUCGAGGUAUUAUUUGUUGAGGCUGAAAAAGCCAACUUUUGUAUGUGUACACCAAAAAGCAAUUAUCUUGGUAGGGAGGAUAUAUUAAUAUGACUGUAAAACUGGGGUGGGGUGGUUUGUGCAUAGAUUUGCAUGUGUUUGCAUAAAUUUGCAUAAGGUUGUGUUUUAGGGUCAGUCACCACCAUUCCUUUACGGUAUAUCCAGUCAGAAGUGCAGAAUUGGUUGUUUUUAUACUGCAUGCAGUGGCUGCAGUAAUUUAUGCAUACAUUUGCAUAUUUACAUAUGCAUUACACAUAACAGAUUCAUAUUUUUAGGAACUAGGAAAAGUUUUUUUACAUUUUUGGGGGCAUGUACAGAAAAUGUGUUGUACAUCAAGGUCAGAAUAUUACAAGACUUUUUUUUUUUCAAAACAAUCUGCUUUUUUUCGCUUGAGGCUUUUAGUUUGCUUUUCCUCCCUUUACCUCUACAAAGUAUAACCGUGCGUUUAUUUGAAACUUUGUAGAUUUUAUGACUGUAGUAUAUUGGUCAUAUAUGUCAUUUAACUUAUAUCUUUAUAGUAUUAAAUAUGUAUUCUUAUUUUUUCAUAUCUAUUUUCUUAGAUGACAGGUGUAAAUGGCAAACGGGACUAAUAGAAAUUCAACUUUUGAAACAGAUUUUAAAGAGACUCCCCCAAUCUGUGGUCUUGAGUGGUCUGCAUGAAAAGGCUGUUUCCAAAUUUGUUUGCCCCUUUAACUUCACAUAUGGAAGUGAUGUUAUGGAGGGCAUUAUGGAUCUUUAUAUCCUUUUUAUAACUUUUUUUUGUUCACCUGAAAUAUCAUAAGGAAAAAACACUUGAAAUGUAGUUGGGGGAAAAAAUUGCGGCUACAAUGGGUCAUUAACUCUUGGGGCCUAAAUUGAGUGAAAGUACUAAGCAGUUAGAGUACUAGUAAGCAAAUUUACUUUGCAGAGAUUAGCUGGUAAACGUCCUUCACUGCCUGCAAGCAGUAUAGCAUGUUGGCUGGUAACCAGAAAGCCAAAUUCUCUUUUAACAAAUUUGUCUAAUAAGCAGCUAUGAGUACUACUUCCUUUGUCAAGUCUUGGGCACUGCACAAAGUUUUGCCAUCAUUUUUGUUUGCAUGCUGAAAAGAAUGCCUUGAAAAGAACUGUUUCUUGCACAGAUUUGUAUUAUAUUCUUUGUUAUUAUAACCUGAUCUUGGAUAUGUCAAUAUUUUCAAGGAAAAUCAUUUUGCCUAAUUCCACUUAGAAAAUCAUUGUGAUGAUGAAGCUUGCUUAAAUCAUUCCUAUUUGCGUAAAUGUUGUCUCAUGUGCACGCCGUACUCUGCUAGUCUCCCACACCAGUCGCUUUGAUUUAUCACCACCUUCUGCUGAUAGAAACGUACUGAAGGCACGAGCAUUGAAAAGUUUUGCAAGGAGUCUAUGCAACGUGUGGAUACAUGUACUACUUAUGCAUGACGUGAAACUCGAGAAGAAAAAUGUAUGAAUCAUAGAAAAUGACGAAUUUAUUGAUAUUAAUUCUGCAAAACUAUGACGAAAUCGACAAGUUGUUCCCUUCUACAAAGAAACGUUGUUGGUUUUAUCUUUGGAAUCAUAUUUUCUUAUAAAAAACCUUCAUAUUUUCGUACUGUAUAGCCGAUUCAUAUACCUACCUUGUUUAUUGGAAUUGUACUAUUUUACUAGGGUAAGUUUUGUCUUCUGUAAUAUGACAUAAUUUUGGACCAUUUUUCCACAGGUUUUUGCAGUGUGUAUUUUGCUGAAAUUUGGAAAGUGAACAUUGUUUAUAAUUGUUUAUGCAUGUGAGUCACAUUCACAGUCGGCAGUCUCUGUUACUCAGACCCCGCCCAUAAUUGUGUUUCAUUGGCCCAUACGUCUUCAUCUCAUGACGUCAUGGAAGCUGAUGUCAGCGUGGAAUAUAUUUGCAAUGUAUGAAUGUUAAAUUAAAACCGAAACUUUAACAAUUGUACUUUUCCCGACGAAGGUUUAAGCAUAAUUGCCAGAGGUUUUCCUCAACGAGCAAAAAAGUACGGUACUUUGGAUUGUUGAAUUGAAGCAGCUUGUUGUCAAACCGUGCUUUCUUCAUUUCUGAUGGUGAGCAGUGACUGUUGGGUCGUAGAAUAAUGAUCAUAGUCGGUAGAUGUAAUUGCUAGGAAUUGUGAGGUGGUUAAUCAGUGGUCAAUAAACACGAGUCUCUUCGUAGUUCCGAAUAGUCUUGUCACUCAU